AUCCGGGCCUCGACGGGAGCGGCAGCCCAGCCAGGGGCCUCUCUCUGCCUUCGGGAGCGAGUGGGCGGCGCCGCCUUUUCGUUGCCGGGGCAACCAGGUGCGCCGAGGGAGGAGCAAGCGCGGUCCCGCCCCCUGGAGCUAGACUGCCUCUGCAGCUGGAGGCUCGAAGGGAGCCGCAGAAGAGCGUGGCUGCGGGAUCGGGGCCAAGCAGGGGAAGCCCCCAGGCGGGAGCCCAGGCCCAGAGACCCCUCCCCGCCCAGGCUCAGGGAAGUGUAUCCCAGGCAGGAAGGGGUCCUCCUUGGGGCAACCUGGCCCUCCUUGGGGGUGUCCUGGUGCAAUGGAAGAAGCAGGGCUGGAUUGACCUUGUGAGAGGAAUUUUGAGGUCUUAAGUAUAUAUUAAAUGUUCAUAAAAGUACCAACCAAGCACAUACACAGAUCAGCACAGGAAGACCGACCUGAAACCAUUUUUGAUUCCCAAACUGUCCCAAACUGACCAAAUGUUUUCUCUACAUGGUCAAAGGAAAAUGGAGAAGCCUCCCCAUUGUCUUUUCCUUCACAAAUCCUGUCUUAAGGGCACAUUUAAGAUAUGAAUCGGGUGUGAGCCUGUGACCUGGCUCAGGAACUAAGUAUUUAUCAUUACAAAAGACUGGCCAGGCUCCCCAGGAAAUCCAAUCAAGUAACCUGCCAGACAGGAGAUAAACAAGGACAGGAGAAAAACAAGACUCAAAUUUCUGUUUUAGACUGCCUUUUCUGUGAUGCAUGUAUGAUGUUUCUGGGGGUGGUCUUGAUCUAAAAAAAAAGGUAAAGGGACCCCCGACUAUUAGGUCCAGUUGUGACUGACUCUGGGGUUGUGACACUCAUCUUGCUUUAUUGGCCGAGGGAGCCGGCGUACAGCUUCCGGGUCAUGUGGCCAGCAUGACUAAGCCGCUUCUGGCGAACCAGAGCAGCGCACAGAAAUGCCAUUUACCUUCCCGCCGGAGCAGUACCUAUUGAUCUACUUGCACUUUGACGUGCUUUCAAACUGAUAGGUUGGCAGGAGCAGGGACCAAGCAACGGGAGCUCACCCCGUCAUUGCGGGGAUUCGAACCGCCAACCUUCUGAUUGGCAAGCCCUAGGCUCUGUGGAUUAACCCACAGCGCCACCCACGUCCCGAUAUAGCAUAUAUUCGACCAAAAAACAGUGACAAUUUGUUGUCGACAAAGGACAGCUGCACAUAGAAAGGGCCCCAUUACCUUCAGGAGCUGAGGGCCUCAUCCAACCUCAGUCUGGCCCUGGUUAGAAGAGCCCUCUGGAUCAAGGUAAAGGGGGCCCAUCGGGUCCAGCACCUUGUUCUCACAGGGGCCAAGCAGAUGCAGCCUUGGAAAAUCCGGAGGCAGGAUUCCAGCACAAGAACAGCCCCUUCCCUCCUGGGCUUUCCAGAAGAAUUCUGGCAUUCCCUCUUCUCCUCCAGGAAUGUGUCCUAUCCUCUUUUCAAACCAUCCAAUUUGCAGGAGGGAGUUCCAUAGUUUGACUAGGCGCUGUGCAAAGACAUAUCCCUCCUCCCGGUGCACAUGCGUGAGAUUUGCUUUUUUUCUUUUGCUUAGGAAAUGCAAGAGGAGCAGGACAGGCCCAGGCCAGCAGCAUCGAUAACCAUCCCGGAUCUGCCGCCCAGCCACACAAAGCAUCCUUCCUAUUUGCCCUCCCUCCGGCCAGCCGAAAUGAAGGGCCUGCAGCUGGCGUUCUGGAGAGCCCCCUCUCGCCCUGCCUGUGGCACUCCAGUCCCCCUUUGGCCUUGGCUGGCGUAGGCAGACACUGGGUGGCGCUUGGCCUCGGCCCCUGCAGAUCUCCUCCCUCUCGCAGCUGCCCUUUGGCCGGCCGGCCUGCAUCCAACAGGCAAGAGCAAAGGCCAGCACUCCUGCCCAGCUGCCUCUCCUUGCCUCGAGCGGCAGGAUGUGACCAGAGGCUGCCGGGACUGCCAUGCCCCGCUCCCCAUGGCCCCCAGGCGCCCCUGGGGCUCAAGGGGUCUGGCCUGCCUCUGUCUCCUGCUCUCCGCCAUCCCGCUCUGGUGCCUCCUGCUCCUGGCCGAUGGUGCGCAGAAGCUGCUGGGGGCCUCCAGCCCUUUCUUUGCUGCCUGGCAGGAGCCCCCGCAGAGGACCCACUCUGGAGCCGGAAACGCAGCCCGCCAGGGGGUGGACUUUGGGCCUCCGUUCUCAGAAGUUGGCUGGGAGCCGCACUGUGAGCCUGGACAGGUGCUCAUAAUCCUCGUGACGUCGGCCCCAGGAAAUGCAGAAUCCCGGCAGGUGAUACGGAGGACCUGGGCUGCGCAAGAGAAGCCCCAGCCUUACCCGUGGCAGGUCGUGUUCCUUUUUUAAAAAAACAUUUUUUAUUAAGAAUUUAAACAAAACAUAUUAUCUUAAAACAUAUUACCCUUAAUUUCCCCCAUUUUUCCUCCUCCCUCCCAUAAACAACCCCCCUCCCCCCUUGACUUCCCUCAGUUCCAAUCUCUGGUUUCUCUAUAAAUUCUAUUCUCUGCAUGUUACAAAAUUGUAUAAAUCCUUAAUUUGUCUAACUGGUUAUUAUCAAUAAAAGGUUUGUGAGUGUUUAUUCAAAACCUGCCAAGGAGUCCAAUUCACUUUGCUGCAUCUUUAGAUACUUUGUAAAGGGUUCCCAUUCAUCUUUAAAGUCACAGUUAUCCUUGUCCCGUAGUUUAUGUGUCAAUUUGGCCAAUUCUGCGUAGUCCAUCAGUUUCUCUUGCCACGAUUCUUUAGUCGGGAUUUCCUCGUUCUUCCAUCCUUGUGCUAUUAAGACUCUCGCUGCCGUUGUCGCAUACAUGAAGAUAUUUUUCAACUUCUUUGGCAGGUCGUGUUCCUGGUAGGCCGGAGCGCAGGUGAGGAGGCCUCCCGGCAGAUCCAGCAAGAGCAGGAGGACUUUGGGGAUGUCCUGGUGGGGAAUUACCUGGACACCUACCGCAACCUCACCUUGAAGGUCCUGCAUGGCGUCCGGUGGGCCCUCGGCCGCUGCCGGCCCAGCUACCUCCUCAAGACAGACGACGACUGUUUUGUCAACACUGAGCGGCUGCCGGAGUUCCUGGCCAGGCAAAACACCCUCCGGAGCGGCCUCUACGCAGGCUCCGUCUUUGCCCGGGAGAAGCGGAAAGUCAUCCGGCAUCCCUCCAGCAAGUGGUACGUGCCAAGGGAAGCCUAUCGCCUGGAAGAAUACCCACCGUACGCCAGUGGCAUCGGCUACGUCCUGUCCCUGGACGCAGCCGCGAGGGUCCUGCGGGUGGCAGAAAGCGUCCCCCCCAUCCCGGUGGAAGACGCCUACGUGGGCAUCUUGGCUCAGCGGGCCGGGCUGCGGCCUAAGUCCAGCGCCCGCUUUGCCAAGCAGAACGCCAGGUGGCGAGUGUGCAACUUCCGCUAUCUGAUGGUGGUCCACAGCCUCAGUGUGCCAGAGCAGGAGCUGGCCACGCGGAGAAUGCAGGAAGCCCGGCACGCCUGCAGAGACAGGCCGGAGGUCACCAGGUGGUGAGCUGGAGAACGCAGCAUUGGGGGGGGGGCGGCCUUGCCCUCCUCCUGCUCUGAGUGCGAAUCACAGCAAGAGCCUAGCGCUGUCCUCCUCAGGCUCCUUCCCCAACAGGCUCCUUCCAGCUAGAGAAAGCAAGUCCUGCUGGCAUUUUGGGGGGAAAGGUGGGAUGUAAAGGAAACGAACAAUAUUCUGCAGGCCCAGCAGAGCCUGGAUGUGCCAAGAGCCUCUUGGCAAAAAAGGGAGCCCCAGGAAGAAACGAGGCUCCACCUUCAAGGCUGCCAGGCACCCUUGGCCCAUCUGGCCCAACACGGCCCACUCUGACUGGCAGCAGCUCUCCAACAUCCCAGGCAGAGGGAGGGCUUUGUCACUGGGCUUGGACCUGGAGCGCCCCGUACCUGGAGGAUGUGAUCCAGCACUGGGUGCUUUCUUUGUGCCUGUUGCAGCAGCCGGGAUGAGGACUGCGAAGCCUGCAGAAACUCUGCAUCAGUUGGGCAAAACGCCCUCCCCUCACACAUAUAGUGGCACUUCAGGGAGCAGAGGGGGCAGCUGUUUUGCCAGGAGCCACUCAGGCACACACACACCUGACCUAUUUCAGGACAGCUUACCUCCAGGCAUGUGAGAGAGGGACUGCAAGGCACUGAACAGCUGCGAUUCCUGCAUUUUAGAUGCGAUUCCUGCAUUUUAGCUGCAAUUCCUGCAUUUUAGCAGCAAUUCUUGCAUUGCAGAGGUCGAACUAAAUGGGCCGUUGAGUCCUUCCCCAAACUACAAUUUUGAGAUUCUACAAACAGGCAUUAUUAACAACACAUGCUAAUCCUAACCCUAAUCCUAAUCAACAACUAAUCCUAAUAUUACUCAUUAGGAUUAUUAAUUUCAACUAGAAACUCAUCUCAACUCUUCCCGGUAUUUUAUAGCCCAGCUGUGGUUUCUGAUCUGUAAAGAGGUGCUUUUCGGGUGGAAGGGGAGGAGGGGACACACACACACGCACACACACACACACCCCCGCCUGAAACAGUCAGCUCAGCUUGUUGGUGCUGCAAACUGGAAAUGAAUGGGGCAAGAUAUUCCCUCCCCACGCUGGGGGGCUGGGGGGCAAGCGCACACAGCCCUUGGCCCUUCAGUGCCACCAGAAAGACCCAGAGUCAUGAGUCCUAAUGGACGGAGGGUUUCUUCCCCCUUGGGGGAUGCUAUCUGCCUUUUAUCUCCUUCAAGGCUUAUAAUUUUGCAGCAAUCAGAAAUGGUUCUGGUUCUCCUGUGGAAUAAGCCUGUGUCACACCACUUCAGACUCUAGGCAAAAGCUUAUAAAAGUGAAGUAAAAGCAAUACAGUGGUACCUCGGGUUACAAACGCUUCGGGUUACAUGUUUUCAGGUUGCGGACCAUGGGAAACCCGGAAGUACCGGAAAGGGUUACUUCCGGGUUUUGCCACUCAUGCAUGCGCUGAAGCGCUAAAUCACGUCACGUGCAUGCGCAGACACGGUGCUGCAGGUUACGAACGCUGCGGGUUGCGGACGUGCCUCCCUCACGGAUUACGUCCGCAACCCAAGGUUCCACUGUAAAUAAAUAAAUCCCUGCACGUUGAAAGCUAGGAUGUCAAGGAGAAGAGUAGACUAGCAUGUCCCUCCCAAACAUGCCAGGAUAUUCUCAGCCCUCCAUUUCUGAACACCGCUCUGAGGUUUCUGCACAGGAAAGGGGCAUAAUACAUUUCCUCAUUUUCAAAUUUUAUUGAAAAAAUAAAAUUUUACAAAAGUC
Podarcis lilfordi (Lilford's wall lizard) is the source of this 5251-nucleotide messenger RNA. NCBI's taxonomy places the organism in Eukaryota, Metazoa, Chordata, Lepidosauria, Squamata, Lacertidae. The record is from the annotation of a GenBank genome assembly.